Messenger RNA from Bradysia coprophila, 1743 nucleotides. RefSeq names its product L-dopachrome tautomerase yellow-f-like. NCBI's taxonomy places the organism in Eukaryota, Metazoa, Arthropoda, Insecta, Diptera, Sciaridae. The record is from RefSeq and is a predicted model, not a curated record. Gene Ontology annotation, cellular component: extracellular region.
UCAUUAUACCGUCGUCCGAAGAACAUUUUUACACAACAAUAAUAACAUUUCAAUGCGGUUUUUGAUUGUAUAUAUAUAUACGGCCGAUGCGGUUAUUUCGUUAAAACAAGAUUUUCUGUUUUCUAUUUUAUUUUUAAAAAUGUGUCCAGCUUUAAUUGCGUGCGUUUAUUAAACCAUUUCUUCAGUUGUUUGUUGUGCGUUGUCUUGUCCAGUCGAUGUAUAAUUAUUAUUGAACAACAGUUCAGUUUUUGAUCGUGGAAAAAAAUCAUUUAGCCAUGGCUAUUGGUAUCGCUUUUAUCGUUUUUCAACUGUUAACAUUUUUGGUUGUUGAUAAUGAGUGCAAGAUCAACGAAUUUUAUCGAUGGAAGCAAAUUAGCUUUGAGGGACUAGGAUUGGCAGAACACGAUGGAUCCGUAACGUUUCCGUCAGAUGAAUCAACCGAAACUACCGAAAGCCAUACCGAUCCUAAUAUAGACUUCGUAGCUUACAACAAUGUACCGAUGUCGGUCGCUCAUUAUAAAGGAAAGCUUAUUGUCACAGUGCCGAGACGAGCUCGAGGUAUUCCAUCGACGUUAAAUUACGUUGACGCUGAUCUGCCGAUUGGAAGUAGCCCGUCAUUACGACCAUACCCAGAUUUUAAAACGAAUGAACUAGAGCCUAAGCAAUUAGCUGACCAUACAAGAAUAGUUUCAGUCUAUAGAACUCGCAUAGAUGAAUGUGGUCGAUUGUGGUUUGUGUGCACAGGUGCAUUGGAAUAUGAUAAAACCAUACAAAUUCAACGGCCAUCACUCUGGGUCAUUGAUAUGAACACCGACAAAGUUGUGCAAAGAUAUGAGAUUCCCGAAAGUAUUAUUGAGCCUGGUCGCGGAAUUAUUAGUUUGAAUGUUGAUGUCGACAUGAAAACGUGUGACAAUGCUUAUGCUUACAUUUCCGAUUUCUUGACCCAAAGCUUACUCGUCUACAGCUUGAAAGAAAACCGAAUGUGGCGAUUCAAUCACGAUUAUUUGAAAUACGAUUUAGAGUUGACUAAGUAUGAAUUGGAUGGUUUCAAGUAUCAGUGGUAUGACGGUGUAUUUUCGGUUGCUUUGGGCACACGAAAUGAAGACGGAUACCGAACAGCAUAUUUCCAUCCCAUGGCGAGUAAUUCCGAAUUUUCAGUUAGCACUAAAGUACUUCAAAACGAAGAGGCAUCCAAACGCGUAAGCCAUGGAGACGAUUUUAAGAAAGUGGGAGAGCGUGGACGUUUGUCUCAGUCGGCACUACAUGAUUUCCAUCAGCGAACCGGAAUUAUAUUCUUUUCCCAAAUUGCAAGACAUGGUGUCAGCUGCUGGAAUACACACACGCCGUGCACUCCGGAAAACAACGGUCUGGUCGAUCAAAAUGCAACCACCAUAAACUAUCCAGUCGAUUUGAAUAUUGAUCACGAGGACAACAUAUGGGUAUUGACCAACACAUUGCCGAAGUUCAUCUAUGGAAAGCUUGAUACGAACGAAUUUAACUUUAGAGUUUGGCGAACUAAUGUUUUCGAAGCCAUUCGCGGAACUGUGUGUGAUUGGCAUCAAGAACACGCCUUCGGUCCUGGAAGUGGAUAUUCAGAUAAAUGGAAUGAUCAUCGACACGAUCAAGAUUGGCACGAUGGAGAAUGGCAUCACAAUAUGAAUUGGAAGGGUGGACAUGGUUACAAGCGCCAUUAAUGUAUUCUUUAAUGAAAAAUAAAAUUGAAACGCUUCGUAUUUUAAAGAA